AUGGCUACAUCAGAAUUAGAAAAAGAUCCAUUCUACCUCCGAUACUACACAGGACAUCAAGGAAUGCAUGGACAUGAAUUCUUAGAAUUCGAAUAUGCUCAUGGUCGAAUUAGAUAUGCCAAUAACUCAAAUUACAGGAAUGAUAGUUUAAUCAGAAAAGAAAUGUUCGUCGGUCCUGUUGUAGUGGAGGAACUGAAGAGGAUUGUACGAGAAAGUGAAAUCACAAAGGAAGACGACGUAGCUUGGCCUAAAAAGAAUGUAGUGGGCAAACAAGAACUGGAAGUCAGAAUAGAUAAAGAACAUAUUUCAUUUGAGACCGCAAAAAUCGGAUCUUUAGCAGAUGUAAAUGAAUCUUCAGAUGCUGAGGGUUUAAGAGUAUUCUACUAUCUCGUCCAAGAUCUCAAGUGUUUCAUAUUCUCUCUUAUCACCCUUCACUUCAAGAUCAAGCCUAUCCAACAAUAA
This is a messenger RNA of Kwoniella shivajii, 462 nucleotides long. RefSeq lists its product as uncharacterized. The coding region runs from base 1 to 462 and encodes 153 amino acids. Gene Ontology annotation, biological process: RNA splicing. The transcript has 9 exons. The record is from RefSeq and is a predicted model, not a curated record. Lineage: Eukaryota; Fungi; Basidiomycota; Tremellomycetes; Tremellales; Cryptococcaceae. Gene Ontology annotation, cellular component: nucleus; exon-exon junction complex.